GGCGGCGGCAGGAUGAUGAGUGAAUGGAGCCGGGUGUUGCGGGAGGUGACAGGACCCACGCCGCACUCCUUGGCUUUUAGGGCCAAGUUUCCCAAACCGAAUGUCACUGGAAAGCAGUUGCUUAUCUGGCGGGAUCAAGAACUCAAGCGCCAUGAAGCCGCGAUGCAGGCGAAGGCCCAUCUCAUCGGCCGCCAGAUCAACGAAAGGGAGGAACUGAACCAACGCAAAUGGCUCCAUCGGCUUGUACAGAAGAGGGUUGAUGUUGAAAUGCAGACCUACCUGGCUGGGGAAGAGGAGAGGAGAGAGAGGCUUCGGGAUCUCCUGGAAGCCGAAGAAAAGGGCUACAUUGCUGAGCUGGAAUCGCGGGAAGAAACCAUGGAGGACAGGAGAAUAAAUAUGAGAGUGAGAGCCAAACAGCUAAGAGAGCAGAGGGAAGAAGUUAGGCGGAAGCUGGUGGCAGAAAAAAAGGAGCAGCAGUUCAGAGAAUCUUGCGAGGAAUGGCGGACACAGUGGAGCAAGAAGCACUUGAUGGAGGUGUGCGAAGACCGACUGGCCCAGCUGGCCCUGAAGGAGGAGCUGAAGAAGCAAAAAGAGAGGGAGGAGGCAACUUUUGAGGCUCUCUGGGAAGAGGACAGGUUGGCUAAGGAGAAAAAGGCCACGGAGGAAGCCCAGAAAAGAUCGCGUCGGGAUGACGACAUGAUCAACAUGCUUAACACCCAGAGAGCUAUGGUGGAGGCUCAGAAGGCGGAGGCGAGGCGGCUGAAGGAAGAAGAGGCGAAGUUGAUGGAAGAGGAACGGCAGCUGUUUAAGCUGGAAGAGGAACGUGCCGAGAUGGAGAGGCGGCGGAAGCUGAGAGAGUGCCGGGACACGUUGCUGGAUUCCAUGAAGCAGAAGAACAGGCGUCUCGACAAAGCAAAGCAAGACGAGUUGGCUUUAGAUAUGAAGAUCCUGGACCAGGCCCUGCAAGAAUCCCUGGAGGACACCGAGGGCCAAAAGCAAAGGAAAAAAGAGCUCUUGAAAGAGCAGCAGAUAUACCAGGCGUACCUGGCUCAGCAGAUGGAGCAGGAGAAACGCCUGGAAAAAGAAAUGGACAAACUACGGGCAGAAGAGAUGGCAAAGAUGUGGGCAAAGAGGGCCACGAAGGAGAAGGCCAUGAAAGACGCCAGAGAUCGCUUACUGACAGAGGUCCUGGAUACGAGGCGGCUUCAGAUCGAAGAAAAACUGCAGCGAAAUGCCCAUGAGCAAGAGGCGCUUCUUCGGGACAGGGAAUUAUUAAAUGCAGCCAUUCAAGAAUACAACCGUCUGGAAGAGGAGAAAUACGCAAGGCGUUUGCGGCAAGCGAAGGAAUAUCGGGAAGAACUCCACGCUCAGGUGGACCACCUCAAGCGAGCCCGCGAUUUUGAGAAGGAGGAGGAGCGCCGGGAGUACGCGUUGGCGCUGGAGGCAGAAAGGCUUUACCAACAAAAGAUGGCGGACGUCCUUUCAAGGCCUUACAUGAGACUGAAAGAUCUCCAUCCUUUACGAAGGCAGCUAGCCUGUAGUUCUCAGUCUUAG
Molecule: messenger RNA, 1554 nt
Organism: Elgaria multicarinata webbii
Lineage: Eukaryota; Metazoa; Chordata; Lepidosauria; Squamata; Anguidae
Gene: CFAP53
Product: cilia and flagella associated protein 53
Exons: 8
Coding region: 13-1554 (513 amino acids)
Source: RefSeq, a predicted model, not a curated record